AUGUCUGCAGGCGACAAUGAAUAUGAUGACCUUCUCAAUAAUUUAUCCAAUCCCAUGAAUUUUAUGCAGGGAGGAAACUUCGGAAUGGGUCUUCCAACCUCUUCUUCUGCAAGUACACCCAUGCCUUUUACUCCAACUCCACAAACACCAAUGGUUUCAACUCCAAUGAUUCAUACUCCUGUACAUACACCUCUGCAUACACCUCUUCCUACCAGUUCGUUUGUUCCUCCUUUUACGAUGGGAAUGAAUCCUCCACCAACAACACCUUAUACUGCUAAUUUACCUACAGUGGCUUCUACACCAUUGCCUUCUGGCGUUGUUGUUCCAACAACAACUCCCACAACAGCUAACGAGUAUGAACAUGGAAUUGUUCCAAUCAUACAAAAUGUUGUGUCAACUGUAAAUCUUGGUUGUGAAUUGAAAUUAAAGCAAAUCGCUCUUCACGCAAGAAAUGCAGAAUACAACCCAAAGCGUUUUGCUGCAGUUAUUAUGCGUAUCAGAGAUCCAAAGACUACUGCUCUCAUUUUCGCGAGCGGUAAGAUGGUCGUUACUGGUGCAAAAUCAGAGGAUGAGUCCAGAUUAGCAGCCAGAAAGUACGCUCGUAUUAUUCAAAAGUUAGGCUUCAACGCAAAAUUCACAGAAUUCAAAAUUCAAAACAUUGUUGGAAGUUGUGAUGUUGGUUUUCCAAUUCGCCUUGAGGGUCUGAAUUGUCAACACCACAACUAUGCCAGCUACGAACCAGAAAUUUUCCCUGGCCUCAUUUACAGAAUGGUUGAUCCAAAGGUUGUUCUUUUAAUUUUCGUGUCUGGUAAAAUUGUACUUACAGGAGCCAAGCACAGAGAAAUCAUUUAUCAAGCAUUUAACAAUAUUUAUCCUGUAUUGAAGGACUUUAAGAAGGAUGACAAUAUUCAGCCAAAGGCCACCUCCGACGAGCAAUAA
Molecule: messenger RNA, 939 nt
Organism: Naegleria lovaniensis
Lineage: Eukaryota; Heterolobosea; Eutetramitea; Acrasida; Naegleriidae
Exons: 3
Coding region: 1-939 (312 amino acids)
Biological process (GO): DNA-templated transcription initiation
Molecular function (GO): DNA binding; RNA polymerase II general transcription initiation factor activity
Source: RefSeq, a predicted model, not a curated record